AGGUACUCUUACUCACGAAACUUACUCUCUUUACUCCCUGGAUUAUUCGUGACACAAGCUGUACAGAUGUGGGGUGGCGAGGAACGGAGUGAAAAAUGGUGUCGCUGCCGGAAGCGAUCAAACGGAAGUACGGCGAUGAUGGCGGCGAAGACGGACCGCAAACCGAGAUCUUCGUGCCGCUGAAGUUCUCGUCGGUGCCGCGACCGGCGUCCGUGUUGAUUUUGAAUAAUUGCGGGAUCCAAGUUGCGGGGACGGAUGAUGAGUUGCGAGAAGCAUGUGGGGGAAUGCAGGAGCUGGACCUGGCGGACAAUCUUCUCUCUGGGUGGGAGGAGGUUGCCCGUAUUCUCCGCCAUACGCAUCGGUUGACUUUCCUGAACCUGAGCUUCAAUAAUUUGGGCGAGUUCCGGGAUGACGCCGUGAAACUGCCGCGUCUUCCUUAUCUAACCAAGCUGGUACUCAUCAGUGUUGGGGCCGAUUGGAGAAGUGUACAUCGGUUAGUCCGUUGUCUCGGACCUGAACGACUCGAGGAGCUUCACUUGAGCAUGAACAAUCUCGACAACGUCCUGGUUGACGACAUCGAAGAAUUCAAGUACGUGAGGAACUUGUACGUGUCCAAGAACCCGCUGAGCAGUGAAGGGAAUAUUCUGGAGAUCGGCACUUUGUUCCCUAAUCUCCGCUCUUUGAGCAUGGGGGACUGUCCACUGACUGGUUUGGGUGACGUGGCUGUGCUGAAAGAGCGCUUCCGGUUCCUCGAACGGCUCAACAUUGACAACUCGUGUCUGCCAACUUGGGAUGAGUUGGAGAAGCUGCGGAGUUUGGAGAGUCUUUCGGAUUUGCGCAUCAUGGGCUGUCGGGCAUUUGAGGAGUACACCGCCCACGAAAGGCGCCAACAAAUGGUGGCCAGACUGGAUAACGUGACGAGGCUGAAUGGAAGUAUUAUUUCGAGGAGUGAGCGAGAAGAUGCCGAACGAGCCUUCGUGCGGCUGUUUUUGAACAAAGAACCGGACGAGCUUCCUGCGAGGUACUUGGAAUUGGUUGCGAUCCACGGAGAGCUGAACCCUUUGAUCGACGUGGACCUGAGCCCACGAACAGAGGUCACAGUGAGCCUCGAAUGCGACGAGACCCGGGUUCUCAAGACCAUUAGCGUCUACAUGACUGUUUACGAGCUGAAACAAGUCGCCGAUUCCGUAUUCGGAGUGCCGCCGUCUCGCCAAAAGCUCUUCUACGUGGACAAAGACAUGGUCGGCGCCCACGGACCAGAAGAGAUGCGAUUCGGACAAAAGAAACUCUACAGCUAUAAUGUGCAGUCUGGGGACGAGUUCAUUGUUCAACGGAAGGUUUGAUCAUCAUCAUCAUCAUCCACCACACAAGCUGUGCCAUUUUUAAUUUCGUGUUUCCGCUGGAAUAGAAAGAAAAGCGUGUUCCUGGGGAUUUCCUUCAUUUUUUUUCAUUACUGUCUUCCGUUGAGAGACGUGAUGUGGGAAAUGUGGGUUGUAGUGAGUCUAGCUUCGCGUUUUCUUUCUUAUCCUCUACUUCUUGCUUUUAUCAUCUCCGUGACUCGACUAGGGAAAUCGAUGCUUAAGCUGGGACUCAUGCGUGAUAUGUGUAUCGUGUAUGUUUGUUCUGUCACCGAUUUUGUUCUUCUGACACCUUUCCCAGGUUAAGAAAUAUUUAAUUUGGAGAACGCGACAUUUUCUGGGAACAAUGAGAAAGAAAUGACCGUGCUUUUUGUCGGAAUGUUCAAAAGCGAUUAUAUCCGAAUGGUAUUGUUUUCGUGAUGCCUUGGAUCUUCCUGCGAGCUUCAGGAAGUUGUGACCGUGGUUCGAGGAUUUUUUUUCUAUGUGAGGUUUUGAGGAUAUUUGAAUGCAAAGGCCUUCUUCAUCAAGAAUUUAUGAUCUUAAGUAAUGGAUGAAAUUCGUCGAAUCGGAUAAAUUUCGAAGAAUGAUCGGACGGCUGGAAAAAGGAAGUCCAAGAGGUCACUGUGCAUGGAGACAUAUGUAAUCUUUGAGUUUUGGUUUCAUUUAUCGUUAAGAAAAUUGAGUUUUUAGCUGGUUUACUGCUGGGGAAAGUCUGACGAAGUUUUCUCUUUAUUCCACUGAACUGACGUAUUUUUCUACCUGAAGUUUAUCUCAAGAGCAGUCGCGGUACAAGUUCCAAUUUAUACUGAGUCAUUUUAAGUUUCCCCUGUUCUUGAAUUCCUUUGAAAGUUUUUAAAAAUUCCGAGGACCAAUUCUUGGCAGUCUCCUUGCUUCGAAUAAUUUUUUUUAAUGCAACGUGGUCUCUUUAAAUUGAUAUUUUAUUGACUUAUGCUUUUCCGCAAAAAUUUUAAAAACUGUAGAAAAAUACCGGCCUUUUCAUUGCGCAGUUAUUUCUUUGACACUUUUUUUUGUAUGACGGUUACGUAUAUUGUGGUUACUAAUUUCGAAGCAUAAAUUCUAUGUAUUAAAUAGAGAUCUUGGAUAUUUCUUGAGUAGGGCGUUUUGCGCUACGGGUAAUAAUCGUUCUUGAGUUCAUUUCGAAAAAUCGAAGAUUGUGAUUCUGUGUAGCUUAAGAGCCGUGGUUUCAGUGUUAGUGGUCCACAGCUUUCAUUUCAACAGCUGUACCCAUCGAAGUUGAAGUGGAGGAAAGUAAAGUGAUUACAUCUGUGUUUAUGGGGGAAAAAAGCCAUUUUUGUGAAUGGUUGCUAGUGUGUGAGUUUGAAAAAAUCCGUUCCUUGAGACGUGGAGGUUGUAUCAUUUACGUGCGGUACUUUCUCACUUGGAACUCUGCUUUUAUUUACUCCUGCUGAGCAGUUCAACUUGCUUGUUUUGGCAUCACUGUGCUGAAGGGCUCAUGGAUCCUCUUUGAAUUUUAAAACAGGAUUUGGAAAGAUUGCGAAAAAAAUUGAGAAAAGCUCCUGGAAAAUUUGAAAUAGGAUCUUUUGAUGGAUUUUUUGAAAAUUCGGAAGUAAGACCUGGAGAGAUUUGUGUUUCGUCCCUGGUGUAGGAGCUUUAUUUGCGUGGGAUUUAUUGGUCGGUUGUGCUAGUAAACGAGUAUUUGAUGUAACAUACAUGUAUUGGGAAAAGCUGGGUUUGAAAAAAAAAAAAAAAACAGAAAGAAUGUUUUAGUGAAUUUACGAUACUUGGUGUUAGCUGGUAUGAAUAAAACGUGCACAAGCCAGAAAAAAUGCGAGAGAGUCUUCUUGCAAAUUUCCAGGAAAUCAAUGAAAUUUUGCGAGGACACGUGUCCUGCUUGUGGGAUCACUGUGAUCCUUCGAUUUGAUUUCUACGAGUUUUUCCCCUCUUUGUACAGUGAUGCCAAAGGAGUUGAUGUUCGCGACAGAAACUUUUUGAAAUGUACUGAAGAUGUGGAAUUCGUUGAUUGCUGUUGUAAUGUCAAGACCAAGGCAGCCAUGAUGAAGUCGAGAAAACUUUUCUCACAUCGUGUACCUGGAUCCAUUUACGGAUUGUAUCAUUUCAUGGGGAUUUUUUUAUUAUCGGCCCGAUUGUCGGGCGUCUUACGGAACAAAAUGGUGUUUUUUCCCCGCUAGGCUUUAGGGAGUGUUGUGGAAGGAACUAACUCGGAUGUUUUUUUUUUUCGGUGUGAGAAGAUUUUUAGGAAUUUUAACGGUGUGCGUUCUUUCGCAUUUUUAUGGUCCCUAUGCAGGGCAUCUCACUCCUUUCUCCUGUGGUGAUACGCGGGAAACGUGCGUGUUAGUCUGGUGUGGUGGGACGAUAAAUUGUUCAGAACGGAUUAUUUCGGAUGCCAAAUAUAUCUCGUUUUAUCUGUGACACCGGCUGCAAUUUUCGAGAUAUAUUUUAGAAAGAAAGA
Molecule: messenger RNA, 3810 nt
Organism: Notodromas monacha
Lineage: Eukaryota; Metazoa; Arthropoda; Ostracoda; Podocopida; Cyprididae
Source: the annotation of a GenBank genome assembly